This is a messenger RNA of Dreissena polymorpha, 3301 nucleotides long. Its product is annotated as polypeptide N-acetylgalactosaminyltransferase 5-like. The coding region runs from base 439 to 2364 and encodes 641 amino acids. NCBI's taxonomy places the organism in Eukaryota, Metazoa, Mollusca, Bivalvia, Myida, Dreissenidae. The record is from RefSeq and is a predicted model, not a curated record. The transcript has 12 exons. Gene Ontology annotation, cellular component: Golgi apparatus.
CGUUAUAGAACGCCUCUGAAUUUCACUUCACUUUUUAUGCUUAUUUGACGGAAUGUUUUGUAUGUUUUGAUAUUAAUGACGUGGUAUACAAGUGUGAGACUGAGACUCGGUGAGAGAUAACAUGUCAGCUUGUGACAUGUCAAGAAAUGUGGCAUUUAUUUUAUUAAUCGAGUAAUUGCAUCAAAAAGUGGUGCAUUCACAAAGAAAUUUCAAGAAUGGAGGCUCUAAGAUAAAAAGCCUGGAGCGUUAAGAGGCAAGAUGAACCACAUCCCACCACAAUGAGCUAGUAAGAGGAAGAAACAGUGUGAUAUUCCAUCUGUGAUAAGUUCAUUAGUGGAUUACAAUUAUCUCCCUUGGGGACAUCUGAAAUUGUCUCCCUUGAUUUAAAUUUUCAUUUAUAUUUCUUCACGAAUUUAGGAGUUAGCUGACAAAUAAAACAUGGCAAGUUUUUUUCGUAGGAAACGCAGCUUAAUUUUUAAGAUAUUGAUAGCAAUACCAGUGCUAUGGAUUGCCGUUGUGUUGUUUCUAAGUUUUCAAAGUUCUGAUGAUGACAGACCAUUGCAAGAGCGGCAGAAUAGAGACCAUAAACAUGUUCCGAUUGGUCAAAAUGAGGCGCCACGCGAUUCCGGUGGAGUGUUUGAAGGUUUUCAAAAUCCUUUAGAAAAGUUAAAUCGUAUAGUGCAGCCUUUUAAUCCCUUUGUAAAUAACGAAGUGACCAAAGCAAAGAAUGUGAUAAAGGACUCAAAUGGAGGUAUGCCUGCGUUUGAUAGAAAUCAUGGAAAUCCAGAUGAACUUGUGGUGCAUGAGCCUUACGAUGUGUCUGGGAAAUUCAGAGAGAAUAACCAACAGGCUCCAGGAGAGAAUGGGGAGGGUGUUCCUGUGGAUAAGGAGAAGUUGUCACCAAGCGAGCGGAAGCUCUAUGACGACGGUUGGCAGAACAAUGCGUUCAACCAGUAUGUCAGCGACCAGAUCUCCCUACACAGGAGCCUACGAGAUGUGCGUGACGAAGAAUGUAAAGCAUUGAAAUACCAUCGGAAGCUUCCUGAUACUAGUGUGGUGAUAUGUUUUCACAACGAGGCUUGGACUGUACUACUACGAACCUUCCAUAGUGUGUUAGAUCGCACCCCACCUGAACUUCUAAGGGAGAUCAUUCUUGUUGACGACUUCUCUGAUAAAGACCAUCUGAAGACCCAGUUAGAAGACUACAUCAAAGGCUACCCCAAGGUGAAGGUGGUGCGUACGGCUCAGCGGGAGGGCCUCAUAAGGGCUCGUCUCCUGGGCUUCUCCGCUGCAACGGGGGACGUUGUGACCUUCCUGGACUCCCACUGUGAAUGUGCCGUUGGAUGGGUGGAGCCCUUGCUUGAUCGCAUUGCGGAAAACAAGACCAACGUAGUGUGCCCCGUUAUAGACGUGAUUGAAGACGAUACAUUCAAAUACCAGUACGGGAAUGCACGGUCUACCAGCAUAGGUGGCUUUGACUGGAACCUGCAGUUUAACUGGCACGCAAUUCCAGACUAUGAACGACAGCGGAGAGGAAAUAAAGACUACAUGCCUGUCAGGAGCCCUACCAUGGCAGGCGGCCUGUUUUCUAUCUCACGGGAGUAUUUCAACGACCUUGGCACGUAUGAUCCGGGUAUGGAUAUCUGGGGUGGAGAGAACCUAGAGCUCUCAUUCAGGGUGUGGAUGUGUGGUGGUACCCUGGAGAUCGUCCCAUGCUCUCACGUUGGUCACAUCUUCCGCAAACGCUCUCCCUACAAGUGGAGGGGUGGGGUAAACGUAGUCAAGAAAAACUCAAUACGUCUUGCUGAAGUGUGGAUGGACGAUUACAAGCAAUACUACUACGAGCGGUUUAAUAAUGACUUGGGAGAUUAUGGUGACAUCACUGAAAGGAAGGCGCUCAGAAACAAACUGAAGUGCAAGAGUUUUGAUUGGUUCGUAAAGAAUAUUUAUCCAGAUUUGUUCGUACCUGGAGAGUCGAUAGCUUCAGGAGAGAUUCGCAAUAAGGCCAAGCCGAUGUGUGUGGACAGCGCGGUAGACACUCAGAACUACCACAAGCCGGUUAACAUGUGGCCCUGUCACAACCAGGGGGGCAACCAGUACUGGAUGUUGAGCAAGCAUGGGGAGAUUCGCCGUGAUGACGGUUGUCUUGACUACAGUGGGGGCGAGAACGUGAUCAUCUACCCUUGUCACGGACAGAAAGGCAACCAGGAGUGGAAUUAUAGAGAGGAUAACACUGUUUUACAUGUGAACACCAACAAAUGCAUGACAGUCUCGCUGGAUGGCCAGAAACUUUUGAUGGAAAAAUGCUCCGGUAUUGAUAGGCAGCUCUGGACUUGGAAAAGAAAGGAAGGACACAGUGUAUAGUUAGAGUAGAAUGUAACCUAUAGUUUCAUUAUUCCUUUUUGUUUAUUUUCUUAUUUUUGAUUUUGAUUUAUUGACCACUAUAAUUUACUGCAUUUUUGUUUUGCUUGUAUGUAGUUCUUAUUAGGUUAUGUUUGUUAAUUAUUACUUAAUAAUUACUAUUAUUAUUACUUAAGCUUUUUGGAAGAACUUACGUAAAAUGUCAUGAUGCAGUCUAAAGAAGAGCUUGAUGUUUACAUGUAAGACGUGCUCUGUGAAAAAGGGGGUUAAUGCAUGUGCGUAAAUUGUCAUUCAAGAUUAGCCUGUGCUUUAUGCACAGGCUAAUCAUGGAUAAAACUUUCAUUUUUCGUUUACAGAAAGUCUCUUCUUGGCAAAAAUCAAGUUAAGGCAGAAAGUGUUGUCCCUGAUAAACCUGUGUGGACUGCACAUGCUAAGCUGGGACAACACUUUACGCACAUGCAUUAAACCCCUUUUUCACAUAGCACGGCUAAUUUUUAAUAUUAUUUAAAGAAGCAAAAUUUUGAAAUAUAGAUUGAUUAUUUUAAUUUAUUUUGUUUAUCCAUCAAGUCUUUGGUAUUAACAACACAAUGCUUAUGCAUUAUUUUAUCAUAAUUUUGUGAAUGAUAAGAAAUAUAUGACAUUAUCAUAUUUGUUGUUGUUUGAUAUUAAUAUUAAUGGCUUUAAACAGAUGUUGCCAUAAUGUAUUUUCAAUAUUUAUAUUUACGACUUGAUGUCUGCAGAUUGUUGUUCUAUAUGUUAGUUAAUUAGUGAUAUUAACUUUAUGUAUGAGGAAUUUUAUGUAUAUUUAAUCAUGUUUGACAUGCUGUUUAUAAGUAAUGGUUUCAUGGUGAUUGUUUGUAAGGGAUUUUUUAUCAUUGAAAGUGGAAAGUAAUUUAUGUGAUAAAAAUUGCAGGUUAUUGGUUGAUAGAUUGAUUAAUAA